Trypanosoma grayi is the source of this 4797-nucleotide messenger RNA. RefSeq lists its product as hypothetical. The coding region runs from base 1 to 4797 and encodes 1598 amino acids. The transcript has a single exon. Lineage: Eukaryota; Euglenozoa; Kinetoplastea; Trypanosomatida; Trypanosomatidae. The record is from RefSeq and is a predicted model, not a curated record.
AUGACGCAGAACCGGCCGACUGGCUCCACUAUUCGUGGUGGCACCAGCGGUACAUGGACUAUGGAUAUGUUCCGCACCGGAGGCUCUAGCGGGGCUGCGACUUCAAUGGUGUUUGAGUCCUUGUGCUGCGAGAGCACUAAUGGCAUUGGUAAAAAGAUGUCGAGCUGUACAGGUUUCCUUCCAUUAUUGGUAGAGAAUGGGGGUGUGUCAGUGGCCUACGGUGAGGGGCAACCGUAUUUCCCAUCACCUAUGGAGGCGUUCCUGCUCCCAGAGGUGGUGGGAAAUGACAAGGAUGGUCUUUCGGAUAUUGAGUACCUGUUUGCCAAUAAUAAUUUUAUGAUUCAUGACGAGGCAGUGCCACCACUGCAACGUGUCUCCAGUUCAAUGAAAAGAGACUACUGCUGGGGCACCAGGAAGCGGUCAUCAAUGAUCCUUGCGUCAAAUAGGGCCGCAUCUCCAGACAGGGAGAUGAUAGGUAGCGAUGUCUGGCCCUCACACAAAGCGGUGCCAUCCAAACUGACUCUUGAGUAUCGUGUUUCGGUGCUUCCUUCAAGAGUCGGGUCGAUGUUUGACAUGUCAGGUUUGGUGUCACCAACGCUCAGCUAUAUGACGCCUUUUCCCAGCAAGACUAAGAGAGAGCCGCAGAUUUGUAAGCGCGCGCCCUCUGUGCGUCUGCCCGACACAAAUAACAAUAUAAAUCAAGUGGAGGAAAACGGUCGGAAAUCGUCACGUGCGGCGAUGGAUAAUGCAGAAAUGGGCAAGAAUGUCACACUGAACGAGGUGGCGGAAUCAUUCACAAUCGGGUGGAACGUCGUCAUGCUGUUCUUGCACCCGGAAUCUUCUGUCGAGACACUCGCUAAGGGCGAUGCACACGAUAUGUGGCCGCCGAUGGAGGAGUUCAUUACGGCUGUUUUUAAAGAGUUAAAUUCUGACAGUGAUGAGUCUGCCAUAUUCUCCAUGCAGAUGUCCAUUAGUGUCCUUAAGCACGAUCAGAUGAAAGACUUACUCUCAGCGAAAGUGGUCGAAAGUGGGGAAUCCCCAUUUUACGCAAAGGCCGAUAUCGAGGAAUCACCUCUCUAUGGCCCUUACCUUAUGAAUGCCACGUAUCGUGAGGUACCAACAUUGAAGAACGUGCAAGAGGCGGUGAGUGAGGCCGUCUUGAAUAUGACAACAGAUGACCGCCGCUGCGGCGUAAUGUUGAUAUCUGCCAACCUGCGGCGAUUAUCGCAGGAAUUCAAUGAUGUAACCGUUUCCUCCAUGCUUGGGGUCAUCGCCACACCAGAGACAAUUCACAUGGUGGUUCGGAAACGACAGCCACCGAUUACUGCCUCCCUUUUCCGGACAACGCUACGAAGUCCGCGUCUGGCAACAUCGUUGGUGAUGCCAUUGACUAUCAAUGGCUUAGAUGUGUCGGCGGAUGAGGUGUGGCGUAUUAAGGAGGUGCGACAAGUGCUGCGGACAAGAGCGAUGAAUCCAUCAAGUGGCGACGACACGGCGAGCGUGCGCUCAUUCCUUAACCUUGGCAUGAAACGCUGGAAGUUGAUGUCAGACCAGGAGGAUGCCACGGAAGAGAAGCGGGGAUCCAUGGAUCCACCCUCGGCGAACACAGCACGACAAGAAGUUUUUCAGCGAAUGCAAGCCUUUGCAAAGAACAUUGCGCUUGCAUUGCGUGCUCCUAUUAGCGAAUUCCCUGGAAUUCUGCUGGAUGAGAAUGCCUCCAUGAGGGGAAGUAGUGAUGAUAAUAGAGGUGCUGCUCCAGUACACUCAAUACGACGGAAACACGCCAAGAAGAAGUUGAAGUAUUGCAACAACACGAUGAAAAAGGUGGUGGCGAGCCAGUGGGUCCCUAAGAAAAUUUCUCUCAACCUUUUCGCAGGGCCGCUAGCAGCACCAGUAGGCGGCAUCCAGCCGCUCUUUGGUGAGGUAGCACUAGUAAAGGGAACACGCCUUGGUGAGGCGGAUUCACUCGAAGACCGUGUGUAUUCCCUUAUUUGGCUGGAAAAUAACCCGGAAGCGAAGCGUGAUGUGUGGUGUAGCACUGAAGCAGACUGCUUGGUAGUGAAAAGAGAAAAGGGCGUACCACUCAAGAUAAUCCCUGAUGAACUGUCCAUUUACGGACAAGCUGAUAAGGCCAGUGGCGAGGCGUCUCAGGCUGUAUUUUUUCCGAAUCUGCUGAAACGUGCUUACAGCAUGUUUACAGAUGGGUACAACACCGCUGUUCUGCUGAUGCGCGAGGGCAGAGCACACGGUCAUAAUGUCUUUGCAUCUCCUGUGUGGAGCACGCUGCGGAAAUUUGUGGCGUCGCAUUUGGCGUCACAGUUAGCCGGUCAGCAGCUCUACCUCUCCGUGACGCAGGUGCUCUCGCGGGACUGUGUGAGGGACUACCUUGUCUCCAGCAGUGAAAGUGAGGACAAGUUUGCCACACUGCCGUUCCGUGUGGCAUGGACGCCAGCUGGGCCAGUUGUUCGCGGGGCGCAUUAUGUUCUUUUGUCUUCACUGACGCAGUUUGCGCGGAUUCUCCGUGAUUUGUGCGGGAAUGUAAAUGCGCCCACGGAAGCACGGGUCAGGGGUGCUGAUCUUAUUUUCUCAUUUCUGCUGAAGCAAGUGUCAUUGUCUGGCUCCUCGGGAUCCAAACGCUUGGGUGGCACUGAACCCCCUAACGAUGCAUUGUUGUCUUCGUUAACAAUCACCAUUGUGACGCGCCCAGCGGCGUACAAGUCGCUUUGGAUUGGGGAAUAUGUGUCGCUGGAUCACAGUAAAAACUUGUAUCUCAGUUCGCAUCGGCACUUUACACUCUGUGUGGCAGACGUGAGCUCCACCUCUCCCACCGCGAUACCAUUUCUCGACACACUGGAUCUCAUCAAGCAUUCGUACACACCCCAUGCACAUGGAAUGUGGACCAUGCGUCGGAUGCAGAAGUAUCUCUCAGAGAAGUGCAAUCUCUACACGCGAGAGCUUCUCACACGAAGAGAAAACAAAAGCGCACCCCUCUCAAAAGAGGAACAGAAGAGUAUCUUUUCUAAUGCAAAAGUGGUGACAUCGCAGAGCAUUGUGGAGGCAUGGAAUUUGGCGGAACGGUUGCGUAGCGCUGUUAUGCAUAUACUCGAUGCUCCCUUCUCCGCCCACCCCAUGGCAGUGAAUGGUGAAGCGAUGUACGAUAUUACAGCUCCACCAUCGUGCUUCCGCCAGCCGUUCAAUAGUGGGGUAUCCGUGUCUGGUAGCAAUAGCAUUGGUAGGCACUUUGCGCAGGUAGAAAAUGCUGGCAGCACCCCAAAAGUUAACAGCGAAGAACAACCCAUGUGCACACACACCAUAGUUUCUCCUAGAAGACUGAUUCUCUCCAAGGUGGAACAUGCGCCAGAGCUUCCGUCGGUACUACUUGGUUCAGCAGCGAAGGUGCGACAUUUCUCUCUGAAUAAUGCAGGGGGUGGGGAAUACAAUGUUUUGCCAAAUCAACUCGUGUUGAGUUCGUCCACACAACAGUUAAGUGAGAAGAAAAUAACAAAUAAUAAUGCCGGAUCUUAUUUGCUCAUUCCGAGAGAUAGCACGGUUUGUGCGCAAACGUCUGUUUCAAAACGUCUGGAUAUGAUUGUUGGGCGUGUGCAUGCUGUCUUUGAUAAACAAUCGCUCGAUAAAGCUCUAAAAGUGGAGCCCAUUCAAUCCAUGGCCGCUGUCAUUCUCGAUGCCGCCACGAGUACCAAGACGGUGCAGCUGGUUAAACGAAGCAUUCGUGCUAAGGGCACUGAGGCAACCUUUGCUGUUGUAGACAAGGUGAGACGCAAUAUUACUUCCUUGUUUGAUAUGCGCGGAGUCUCAGGUGUACUGAAAGAUCUCGUCAAAAAUUUUGUGAAGGGUUAUAAUGCGACCCUCCUCACUGCAGAGCCCUUCUCCAAAACGGAGUCCAUGACACUGCCGAUACUUCUAGAUAUUGUUCGUCUGGCGCUGGAAAGCAAAAAGUCUGACACGUACAUCAGUUUUUCCCUUGUGUUUCUUCUUCGCGGCAACGUCGUUUAUGAUCUGCUUUCUCCACAAAGCAGUCCCACACCAGCGAAACUGGCUGUCAAGUACAGCACGUUGAUGGGGCCGCUCAUUACAGAUGGUGUGGCUUGGCAUGAUGUUCAAUACGUGCGCGAGAUGGACACACUCUCCAAGCGAGCCAGGGAUGCCAUGUGCAGUUUUUCCAACGAGUUGGAAAAAUCAGAGGGUCGGAUGAACACCUUCACAAUGCUGAGUGUCGUCGCAAGAAGUGUGGAAUCACGUGAUCUGGUGUUCUCUUCGUUUAAUGGUUUCUCCGUUAGAGGCGAUGUGCAGCUUUACCAGUGUCUUGCACCACUACAAUACAGAGCUUCGAUGACCCCUGCGGAAUCUCUGCUUCGCUUCGCUGUGAGAGAGCGACCGGGUUUUGCAAAGUCUUUAUUCCUGUACGAGGAGGCUAUGGAGGAGGAGGACGCAAGCCACUUCUUACAGGUACAAAAGAAACUGAGCACAUGCACUUGCACCACGCCCCAAAUAGGAAGUUUGGCUUCAAUGGGUAGGCGUGAACGUGCCGCCACCACAAAGACAACAAGAUGGAAGAGACUUUUGGGGCUUGCAUCACCAGAUGCUGAUGAGAAGCCGGACAAAGAGAGCAAAACAAAGCAGCUGGAAUUCUUUGACGCCAUUCUUGCCGAUACCCGAAAAACAAUUUUCUUGGCGAGCGACCUAGAGCUACCUACACCGUCAUCACCGCAACAUAACAAAAAGGUUGGAGAGGCAAAAACGGUACCCCCGCGUGGGGCGCCGCGCAAACAAUCCUAG